Molecule: messenger RNA, 1078 nt
Organism: Agrilus planipennis (emerald ash borer)
Lineage: Eukaryota; Metazoa; Arthropoda; Insecta; Coleoptera; Buprestidae
Gene: sta
Product: 40S ribosomal protein SA
Exons: 5
Coding region: 111-1013 (300 amino acids)
Biological process (GO): cytoplasmic translation; ribosomal small subunit assembly
Cellular component (GO): cytosolic small ribosomal subunit; 90S preribosome; ribosome
Molecular function (GO): structural constituent of ribosome
Source: RefSeq, a predicted model, not a curated record
AUUCCCUAUGCAUUCUUUUCAUAUAUCUAUGUUUCCAUAGAUCAUAAUCUUUCAGUUUGUGAGUUCCCUGUGGCAUCUGUAAACGUUAACGUAACACAAAUAACGUAAAGAUGUCGGGAGGUUUGGAUGUUUUAAGUUUAAAAGAAGAUGAUGUUACUAAAAUGCUUGCUGCAUGUACCCACUUGGGUACUUCAAAUGUAGACUUUCAAAUGGAACAGUACAUCUAUAAACGACGUUCUGACGGAGUUCAUAUCAUAAAUUUACGUCGUACUUGGGAAAAAUUGCUUUUGGCUGCAAGAGCUAUUGUUGCUAUUGAACAUCCUUCUGAAGUUUUUGCUAUAUCAUGUCGUUCUCAUGGACAAAGAGCUGUUUUGAAGUUUGCUGCACAUACUGGAGCAACACCUAUUGCAGGACGUUUCACUCCAGGUGCUUUCACCAAUCAGAUCCAGGCAGCUUUCCGUGAGCCCAGACUUUUGAUUGUAACAGAUCCAGCAUUCGAUCAUCAGCCAAUUACAGAAGCUUCAUAUGUUAACAUUCCUGUUAUUGCUUUUUGUAACACUGAUUCGCCACUACGAUUUGUGGAUAUUGCCAUCCCGUGCAGCAACAAGGCACCUCAUAGCAUUGGACUGAUGUGGUGGCUUUUAGCACGUGAAGUUCUUCGUUUACGUGGCCUUAUCCCUAGGGAUACAAAAUGGGACGUGGUGGUUGACUUGUACUUCUACAGAGAACCUGAUGAAGCUGAAAAGGAAGAACAAGUAGCCAAAGAACAGACAGUUGUAAAGCCUGAGAUCGUAGCCCAUGAACCUGCAGAAACUGAUUGGGCAGAACCCCAGCAAUGGGCCGACGAAGCCGUUCCGGUUGCCGCCGUACCUGCUGCUGCUGCUACUGCUGCUGCUACUUUUCCUCCUGCUUCUGAUGACUGGGCCGCCCAAGUACAAGACGAUUGGUCUGCAAAUGCUACAGCAACACAACCCGCCCAACCUAACUGGGGUGGGGCUACUGAUUGGCAUUAAAAUGUUAAUCAAUGAAUUACCGAAAAUGUAAAGUUUCGUUUUUAAAUAAAAAUUGAAACAUGAAA